GUGACUGUAUCAUAGCUGCGUAGCAAAGCCCACCAACGUGUACGGCGCAUGAGUCGUGUUACCAGCAAGCCACCGACUCGGCCCACUGGGCCACUCAGUUGGCCCGAUCGUGUUGUCGGCGUGACCUUAGUGCUGUGCGGGAACAUCCAUGGCGUGUUCGUGUAAUGCGGUUGCCUGCUUUAGGUGCGCGUCCGGACUGAUACAAGGCGUGGCGGGCGUUGUCCAGUGCAUGUUCGCACUCCUGCUCAGGUUGAACCAAGAGGAUGGCUUCGAGUUCGGCCUCAACCUCCUGCUGGGCGUAACGAAUAUUCCUCUCGGUUGCGCGAUUGCCACAGCGUUGUCGCAGCGAGCGGAAUGUCGUGAACCGCAAGAGUACGUCAACCUGAAUCGGCUCAGCGCGGCACUGUCGUGGCAUUCGGCGCUGUUCAACGCCGUGUGCGCUCUGGUCCUCGUCGUGCUACCGUCGCCGCUGCACAGCCAGGCCGAGCAGGUGAUGCCCACGCGUUUCCACAGCUACUGGCUCGUCGCCCUCGACUACGUGUACGUGGCGUCCGUGGUGAUUCCGGCGAUCGUGGUCGCGCUGUCCUUCUGCUGCCUCCUGACGCUGACACGAAGCCCCAUGCGGACUGUGGUGCCCUCUAGAGAGUCUGUCGCCUUCGUGCAGAACGGCAAGACGGAUGACAUCACGCUGCGUCCGUACAAGUGGGUCUACCGCGGUACCGACCGCAGCUUGUCUCGGGAGCUGCAUCUACAGGGCGGGAGGCCACAGUCCCCUAACGACGACAGCCUUCGCCAUCCACCGCCGAGGUUUACGUUCAAACGCUGCUCGGGGUCGUGCGGCGGAUAUCUUUCUCGGCCUGGGCCCUCGCGCACCGACGGCGACCAGUCGAGCGCCAGCCAACCCGGCGGAUCCCGUAAGGGGCGAUCCGCCGACUCUGCACCCGGUUGCUCCACCGACGACUGCGGCGACGACGACGACUACGCCCUGGACAGCUUCAUCAGCGAUUCAUUUGACGAGAGCGUGUGCGCAGCCGCCGUUGACUACCAUCGUGGUGCUAGCCUCGCCAAAAACCCUCGCACCACUGGAGUGAGCAAGGCGACCAGUACCGUAGACUCGACUCUCGCAGAGCCCGAAAGGGAGCGACGCGUCCAGUUGCGUCGCGGAGCGUCUGCGUACCGUGGCGAGGACUCCCUGGCCAGCCUGACCAACCUCGAGCUGAUCGCCAGGCAGUGGAGGACGUCCGCGAUGCUACGGAGGAUUUGGAGAAGUUCUGAAAGAGCUUCGUCCAGAAAGCAGAUUCGCCUGGACCAGCCCAUGGCAAGAGACUAGCAGCUGUGUUUGGAAUAAACUGUUUGUUUGGAAACA
Messenger RNA from Dermacentor andersoni, 1366 nucleotides. RefSeq lists its product as uncharacterized. NCBI's taxonomy places the organism in Eukaryota, Metazoa, Arthropoda, Arachnida, Ixodida, Ixodidae. The record is from RefSeq and is a predicted model, not a curated record.